This is a messenger RNA of Loxodonta africana (African savanna elephant), 1887 nucleotides long. RefSeq names its product transmembrane 6 superfamily member 1 (gene TM6SF1). The transcript is spliced from 10 exons. Gene Ontology annotation, cellular component: lysosomal membrane. The record is from RefSeq and is a predicted model, not a curated record. NCBI's taxonomy places the organism in Eukaryota, Metazoa, Chordata, Mammalia, Proboscidea, Elephantidae. The coding region runs from base 90 to 1202 and encodes 370 amino acids.
CACAGUCGAGGGGGCGCGGGCGCAGCUGGCAGCUGGGGCUGGGCGCCCCGGCCGGAUGCGGUGUAAGGCAAGCGGCGGCGGCUGUGGAGAUGAGUGCCUCUGCGGCCACGGGGGUCUUCGUACUGUCCCUCUCGGCCAUUCCGGUCACCUACGUCUUCAACCACCUGGCUGCCCAGCACGAUUCCUGGACUAUUGUAGGGGGUGCUGCCCUCAUCCUGCUCCUGGUCGCCCUGCUGGCUCGCGUCCUUGUCAAAAGAAAACCGCCCCGGGACCCACUGUUCUAUGUUUAUGCCGUCUUUGGAUUUACCAGCGUGGUGAACCUCAUCAUAGGCCUGGAACAGGAUGGAAUCAUUGAUGGCUUCAUGAUGCACUACCUGAGAGAGGCUGAGCCGUAUCUGAACACUGCACACGGGCACAUGAUCUGCUACUGGGAUGGGUCAGCUCACUACCUGAUGUACCUGGUGAUGGUGGCGGCCAUUGCAUGGGAGGAAAGUUAUCGAACCAUUGGCCUAUAUUGGGUCGGAUCUAUUAUUAUGAGCAUUAUUGUUUUUCUGCCUGGAAACAUUGUGGGAAAGUAUGGAACACGAAUUUGCCCUGCUUUUUUCUUAAGCAUAUUAUACACUUGUCUUCCUGUCUGGGCUGGUUUCAGAAUCUAUAAUCAGCCCUCCGAAAAUUAUAAUUAUCCCUCAAAGGUCAUUCAAGAAGCCCAAGCAAAGGAGCUGCUGAGAAGACCGUUUGAUUUAAUGUUGGUUGCGUGUCUCCUCCUGGCAACUGCCUUUUGCCUGUUUAGAGGCUUGAUUGCUUUGGACUGCCCAGCUGAGCUCUGCCGAUUAUAUACACAAUUUCAAGAGCCCUACCUAAAGGAUCCUGCUGCUUAUCCUAAAAUUCAGAUGCUGGCGUAUAUGUUCUAUUCUAUCCCUUACUUUGUGAUUGCGAUUUAUGGCUUACUGGUUCCUGGGUGUUCCUGGAUGCCAGAUGUAACCCUGAUACAUGCCGGAGGUCUAGCUCAGGCUCAGUUUUCCCACAUUGGUGCUUCUCUUCAUGCUAGAACUGCUUAUGUCUACAGAGUCCCUGAAGAAGCGAAAAUCUUUUUUUUAGUAUUAAACGUAGCAUACGGAAUUCUUCCUCAGCUUUUGGCCUAUCGGUGUAUCUACAAACCAGAGUUCUUCAUAAAAACAAAGGCAGAUGAAAAAGUUGAAUGAAAACAUUACUUCAUGUUCUUUCUCUCUAAAUUACUGACUUGUGAUACUGGUACUGCUAUUUUGUCCCGUUUUACUUCCUUCCUGUAUCUGUACACCUAAGAAUACAGAAAUUCUUGCUCUGCACUGUAUGUGUGAGCUAUAAUUUGGUAUUGUGUAGAUAAAUUUUUGUCCUUUUCUGAAGGAAAACUGAAGUUGUUGAGAGUUUCUUAAAUAUAUUGUAAAUUAUUUAUAAAUAAACCUGACCAUCUAUCUCAAUACUGUUUGUACACAUUAAGUAAUUGUUAGCAUGAAACAUUACAAUUUAGCUCCUACAAUAGUGGGCAUGAAGAUGAAAUUAUUCAAAAGUGAACAGGGUCUAUGCAUAUUUAAAAAUUCAAAAUAGCAAAUGCAGAUUGGAAAAUUUUUACAUAUAAGUUGCAUAUGGUUCACUGUCAACCUCAAUAUAAAAAGGCAGAUCAUCAAAAUAUUUUUAAAUGUUGUUUGAAAAGUGUUUUCCCAAGGAAAGUGUAUUAUUUAAUGCUGUUUUGAAAAUCACUUUUACUAAAUUUUUGUGAAUUUAAAUAGCUAAAGAAGGAUUGAUAACUAUCAUUACCCUUAAUGAAUACUUGUUUUAUUGGUGACAAUAUUUCUAUUGUAUUUCUGUGCAUAUUUUUAAUAAAAUUAUUUUUGGCCUUUUAUGUAGACA